This is a messenger RNA of Protobothrops mucrosquamatus (brown spotted pit viper), 312 nucleotides long. RefSeq names its product catenin alpha-2-like. NCBI's taxonomy places the organism in Eukaryota, Metazoa, Chordata, Lepidosauria, Squamata, Viperidae. The record is from RefSeq and is a predicted model, not a curated record. Gene Ontology annotation, biological process: cell-cell adhesion; cell migration. The transcript is spliced from 3 exons. Gene Ontology annotation, cellular component: adherens junction; catenin complex. The coding region runs from base 1 to 312 and encodes 103 amino acids. Gene Ontology annotation, molecular function: beta-catenin binding; actin filament binding.
AUGACUUCUGCAACUUCACCCAUCAUUUUAAAAUGGGAUCCCAAAAGUUUGGAAAUCAGGACUCUUACUGUGGAGAGAUUAUUGGAGCCACUCGUUACACAGGUGACGACCCUCGUGAACACCAGCAACAAGGGGCCUUCGGGGAAAAAGAAAGGCCGGUCCAAGAAGGCCCACGUCCUCGCGGCUUCGGUUGAGCAAGCCACUCAGAACUUCUUGGAGAAAGGGGAGCAGAUUGCGAAAGAGAGCCAAGACUUGAAGGACGAACUGGUGGCCGCCGUGGAGGAUGUGCGCAAACAAGCUCUCAGAAAAUAG